This is a messenger RNA of Striga asiatica, 738 nucleotides long. The record is from the annotation of a GenBank genome assembly. Lineage: Eukaryota; Viridiplantae; Streptophyta; Magnoliopsida; Lamiales; Orobanchaceae.
AUGGGCUGGAAAGUUCGGAAAGAGGGUGACAAUGGCGAAGCCCCCGAAGAUUGCUCCUCUUCAUCCGAGUUAUUCACUAUCAGAUUUCACCAUUCUGGAAUGAAAGAGGUCUUUGGGUUUCAUUGCAGUAAAGGUGGGAUUAAUGAUUGUUCUGAUUUAAUGGUGCUUGAAAAUGACUCUGAUGUCCUAAAUAUGGUGAAUUUUCUUGAUGUCAAUAGAAUGUUGGGAAGUCCACGCGAGUUCACCAAACAAAUUGAUGGCGCAAAUGUUCUGGUUGAAGUCGGCCGUCGCGAGUUCGGCCAACAGACAGCUGCCGAAUCAAUCGAAACAAAAAAACCGUUGUUGAUUUCGGCAGGUCAGGGAUCGGCACCGGCGUUGUGGACUCCGGCGGCUGAAAUCAGAGAUACGAGCUUGUGCUUGCCGUUAAUUGAGGUCGGCAGGUCCCUACGAUUGAGGUCGAGGGAGCUAGACGGGGUUCGAAAGGAAUCCCCUUCCAAGUGUGAUUUCUAUGUUGGCCUAAGGAAUCUCUUGCGAGGUCGGUCCGACAGUGAGGUCGGGAACAGUACCGACGUCAGAGAAAUGAAAUCGUAUCCCAGCAAAAUAAAGUUGGGUCUCGACGACCGACAUCAUAUUUUGAGGCAUUCCGGGGAGUCUCAAGGUUGGUAUCUGAAAGACAUUCAGACCGAUAUCGGGCCUGACUUUGAGGUCCGUUAUGAUGGUGUCGGCCCGAGAUUCUGA